GGCCGGGCGGAGCUGCGGACAGAGCCGGGAGCUCGCGGAGGGUACGUCCCCGCACUGCCGCCCACCGCUCGCCGGGGACUCUCCCGCCUCGCGAUGCCGCCGUGGGGCGCCGCCCUCGUCCUGUUGGCCGCUCUCGCUCUGCUUGGCCUUCUCGCCCCGUGGCUGCGGCGCCCCGGGAGGCUCGCCGUCGGAGCGAGGACCUUGCCGGGGGCCGGGGGCCAGGGCCACAAAGAGGAGGUGUAUGGCCGAAGCCCCGCAGAUCAGUUAAGCGACGGGCGUGAGCCGCUUCCGGGAGGAUGCAGGCUUAUCUGUAAGCCGUCGGCGCUGGCCCAGUGCCUGUUGCGCGCCUUUCGACGCUCGGCGGCGCUGGAACCCGGCCCGCGGUCCUGGCUCUCCGGACCCCACUUGCAGACCCUCUGUCACUUCGUGCUGCCAGUGGGGCCGGGGCCUGAGCUGGCCCGGGAGUACCUGCAGUUGGCGGACGACGGGCUGGUGGCCCUGGACUGGGUCGUGGGACCUUGUGCCCGGAGCCAUCGGUUCACCAACGCCGGGGGCCUCCCGGCAGUGCUGCUGGUGAUCCCCAAUGCGUGGGGACGGCUCACCCGCAACGUCCUCGGCUUCUGCCUGCUGGCCCUGGAGCGCGGCUACUACCCGGUCAUCUUCCACCGUCGAGGCCACCACGACUGCCCGCUGGUCAGCCCCCGGCUGCAGCCUUUCGGGGACCCGUCCGACCUCAAGGAGGCCAUCACUUACAUCCGCUUCCGACACCCCGCGGCUCCGCUGUUCGCGGUGAGCGAAGGCUCAGGCUCGGCGCUGCUGCUGUCUUACCUGGGUGAGUGUGGCUCCUCCAGCUACGUGACCGGCGCCGCCUGCAUCUCGCCGGUGCUACGAUGCCGCGAGUGGUUUGAGGCCGGACUGCCCUGGCCCUACGAGCGGGGCUUUCUGCUCCACCAGAAGAUCGCCCUCAGCAGGUAUGCCACCGCCCUGGAGGACACAGUGGACAUCGGAAAACUGUUCAGGAGCCGUUCCCUGCGAGAGUUUGAGGAGACCCUCUUCUGCCACACCAAGAGCUUCCCCAUCAGCUGGGACACCUAUUGGGACCACAACGACCCCCUCCGGGAUGUGGACGAGGCAGCUGUACCUGUGCUGUGUAUCUGUAGUGCUGAUGAUCCCGUGUGCGGGCCCCCAAACCACUUUCUGCCAACUGAACUCUUUCACAGCAACCCCUAUUUCUUCCUCCUGCUCAGCCGCCAUGGAGGCCACUGUGGCUUCCUGCGCCAAGAGCCCUUGCCAGCCUGGAGCCACGAGGUCAUCUUGGAGUACUUCCGGGCCUUGACUGAGUUCUUCCGAAUGGAAGAGAAGAUGAAAGGGCUGAGCAGGCGUCGAGCUUCUUGCCUAGGGGGCCGGCGCCGCUGGGGAACCCUGCCAAAGUGGGAGGUCUCUCCCUCUUCCUAUCUGGAGGAGAUCUUUAGCUGGAAGAGAUCAUAUACAAGGUGAGACAUAACCCGAGAACUAUCCCCAAGCCCUGCAAGGAAGAACAGAGCUGGUCAUGGCUAAAUCCUGAGAAGGUGGUGAGGACUGAACGUGGCAGGCAGCUCCAGCUGACUCAGCUCCUUCACUCUUAAACUGGUCUGUGGAAAGAGAUGGAACUUCCAGCAAGCUGGUGUUCACUUUCCCCUGAGCAGAACUCCUGCCUGGGCCCUGUCCUAUACAUUUCAGCUCAUCGUGGUUCAGCAACUGCCCGUUUCCGGUCACUGUUUCCUGUCACCAGCCUCAUAAGUCAAAGAAUAGCACCAUUUAAGUCCCUGGACUCAGGAGAAGAUGCUCACUCACUAGCAAAGACUACAGAGAAGAUGAAGAUGAGUUUUUGUGAGCCAUUGGGCAGGUCUGUCCCACAUAAGUAAUCAGCUCUAUGACCCUGGUUCUCAAGCUGGAGCCACUUGAUGUAGUGGGGACAGGAUGUUUGUGUCUUGGUCCCACUUCCCUCUUUUUCUUCCUGCUGUUGUGGUGCUCUGCUGACUUCAUGUGGCGGCAACUAUGGAAGCAGCUCACAGAGCUGUGUGGCUGCAUCAGUCUUGCUUGACUAUGAGAAAGGCCCAGAGACAGUAAGUGCUGUGCUGAGACUGGGUUGGUGAGGGUGACAAGGUUGAGAGUGUGAAUGCCUGUGUCUGGAAUACUAAGGUCCAGUGUUUUGGACAAGUUCUGCAAGUCCUCAUUGGGAGUGGGGCUGAUCUGGGGCUUUAGCCUAGAACCUCAAGACUCACUGGAGAGAUUCCAAGGAUGACUUAUUAAUAGGAAGUCCUUGCAAGCAGAGUCUGCUUGACUAUGGCUCAAGGAGCCAGACUCUCAGACACUCUAGCUGCUCCCUCCAGGAACAUUUUAGGGAAUUACUCCAAAGAAUUCUAGUAAGAGUUGUUUUUUCCCUGGGAUGUGGGCUUUCUCUAAGUGGUAAAAAUAUAAACCUCAUAUCUUAAGUGUUUUUUGGUUCAUUGCCCUCGUUUCUGACACUACUUUAGCUUUUCCCUCUCCAGAGCCUGGAGGGACAUCUGGGACCAGAGAAAAACAAACAAAAUUUCCAGGAGAUUGGCUAGAGCUGCCUCAAUGAUUUACUGAUAUUUCACAAUACCAUGCUUUUUCUGCUCAAUUAUUCAAAAGGACAUCCAUGUAGAUACAGAAAAAGCUUCCUCCUGGAUCUGGCCACUCAGUGACUUGGCUCUUUGGUUUUAUGAGGACUAAUGCUGAAGGUCAGAAUAAAAUAAGGCAUUGUACAGACAGAUCCACAAAACAUGGAUUUGGAUUAGGCCAUUAAACAAUACAAUAGGACAUCCAGUUACCAAAAAAAAAAAAAAGCUUUGCCAGCAGC
This is a messenger RNA of Camelus dromedarius (Arabian camel), 2863 nucleotides long. It is a transcript of the gene ABHD15, whose product is annotated as abhydrolase domain containing 15. The record is from RefSeq and is a predicted model, not a curated record. Gene Ontology annotation, molecular function: monoacylglycerol lipase activity; short-chain carboxylesterase activity. The coding region runs from base 94 to 1497 and encodes 467 amino acids. NCBI's taxonomy places the organism in Eukaryota, Metazoa, Chordata, Mammalia, Artiodactyla, Camelidae. The transcript has 2 exons.